Molecule: messenger RNA, 20490 nt
Organism: Porites lobata
Lineage: Eukaryota; Metazoa; Cnidaria; Anthozoa; Scleractinia; Poritidae
Source: the annotation of a GenBank genome assembly
CAAAGCGUUAGAGGCGAUUGAGUUUAGAAGUCCUUGAAAUUUGAUGGAGGGUUUUACGGAUAGAUGAAAGAAAAAUCGAAAAAAUGCCAAAAGAAGAGAAGAAAGAGUACCUCAAGAUAUUAGGAGUGGACAACAGUUCGUCAGAAAGUAGGUAUUUCCAUGGAUAUAUCUCGAACUAUAAACCCCAUAGUACUGUAGAGGUUCAUCGUAAUGAACUUCCGACUUCAAAGUGGGCAGUAGAAUCGGGAUUGUUUGAGGUUUUCAAGAUCAUAUGUUCCACAGAUUCUCUCAUUAUAUACCUUACAACACUUCUUUGAGAGAUGGAGUCGUUUGUUGUUCCUGUUACUGAGAGAUGUGGAUUAUUUUGCAGAUGAAAUUAAGCGGGCCUACAAGAAGCUUGCCCUUCAGUGUCACCCGGACAAGGUUUGUGUUCCGUCAAAGCUUGUUUAUGCUCUGUUGAUAAUGGCUUUUAUCAUCCAUUCCACCUUAAAUUCUCCAGAGAUCUUUUGAUAUUGAAUUCUCCUUUGUAUUUUUAUCCCAGAAUUAUUUCGUUCGUGUUUUUCACUACUCCUGUCUGGAACCUGUGCACUUAUAUUUCCACCAACUUGUGUAACGUUUGACUUUCUUUCGCUUUAUAUCAUAGAACCAAGGUGACGUUCCUUCGGAAAAGAAGCUUUUUGAUGAAGUCAGCAAAGCGUUUGAAUCUCUUACCUUAGGUAAGACCUCACUUUUAAAAUAAGUUGGACAAAUUCGUUUAUUACCCAUGACCUUUAAGCCAUUCGAUAUAUCUACGUCGCGAAGUUGCAUUCUCAGACGUAUCAGGCCGGUUUGCGUGUGGUUACUUCAAUUUUCAACGUUAGAUUUGUCGGAUACUUCAAUAUAUUUUUCUUUUCUCUACAGAAUACAAAAACGAUUCUUGUCGAUCAGACUAUGAUCAGGUAAUUAUAAGACGUAAAAAGACCUGCAACUUCACUUCUUUGAUAAAAUUGGGGAGACAAAGCUAAAGUAAUAGCCAAGAAUUCCUUGCGAUUAAUUCCGUUUGCGAAUUUACACCUUCGUACAAAUGUAAUAUUCCUGGAUAUAUUUAAUUUUCGUAUAUCUUUAUAUUUAGAUUUUCUUCGAUUUCCUGCGGGACAUCUUUGGUUGGAAAGAAGGUAAAGUGAUUUUGAGUAGUUUCGAAGGCUAAACCCUCCUAAAUAUUGAUUUCCCUCGUAAUGUAACUUGUUGGUAUCGUGUGACUCAAUCAGUUAUCACGCUGGUUUACGAUUGGGCGACACGUAAACACUAGAAGUAAUAUUUUAUUGACAAUUCCAUUUACGCUGUGUUACUCGCGAUGUAGAUGAAAACUUUUCAUCGACCUCGUGUUGUUACCGUCAAGUAUUUAGUAAUUUUGGUAACCGUAGAAUAUAUUUUAACUGCAUAUUAAUAAUGAUAAGAUUCUCCUAAUAGUUCAUCAAAGGAAACGUUAUUUGUACUUUUUAGGCUAAGAUUACCUAAUAAUUACUGAGAAACACACUCAUUUGUUCUCAUAACUUAAUUUUUCAUAUGUUUAUGUAGUGUCACUAUUUAUAUAUCUGUACUCAGCUUGUCACUUUAGUAAACUUAUUGCUGUUGUUACCAGCAAAGUAUUUAGACCUCUAUUUAAGCUGCUUUCUUUACUUUUUGUGGACCAUUGCUGUAUAGAGGAAAACAAGUAAGAUUAAGUGUGCAAGCAAAAUGAAGAGUUUAAUAAGACAAAAAAAAUAAUGUAUGUUCAACAACAAAGAACGAAAAAAGUGCAAAUACUGAUUAGCCACGAACGAUGAAUACUGCAGUUUGGACAUUUCUUAGUAAUUUUUUUGAAUUUGAGCAAAUUUACUGUAGAUUCAAGCCAGAAUUAUACAGAUAAUAACUUUAAGAGAGAAAUGUUUUUUCUCAUUCUACAUUCUACAUUUGGCUUAAACACUCGUCUCGUAAUUCAUGCUUGAAUGAUAAGCGCGCAAAAAGCAAAACAUCCCUUUUGUCACAACCAUGUUUACAUACUCUCAUGCAAACACACCUCCUGGCCGAUCAGAGUGCGCAUACUAUCUUAGUUAUGUUAUAAAUGUUGUUACAGUUCAAAUAUGACCUGAAUGUUUGACACAUUCACAAAGUUUAUUGCACUAUCACAAAGCAGUUUAGAGACAGUAAAGUUUAAACUAAAAUUGGUUUGUUAAUAAUCUUUGACCCGUUUUUUCUCUUAAGUAAACGAGGGAUGGUUUUGUAAUAUGGCAGGACCAUUUUUUAACAGAGUCUUCAUGUAGGGUGUCGAGCCCCCAGGAGGCUUAGUAGUCAAUUUAUGGUACUUGCGGGUCAUUACUUGGAGGGAGGGGUAGGGACUGGUACAAAUAGGGGGGGGUCAGGAAUGUUUUUGAGGAAAAAGUUGGGAGGUGAUAAAAAGUUAUUCGCUUUUAUUGUAAUUGAGGUUUGACAAACAAAUUAGACCUUUUUUUCCAACCUUUGACAUGGAGAAGAUUGGGAAAAUUUGCCUAGUCCGCUAAAAGAGCCACCUUAAAGUUAGUAAAACAGCUAAGUUUGAAAGAAAUUUGUUGAAAACUAAGAAAGUUAUAGCUCCUCAAAGUUACAAAAUUCUACAGAGGUUUGUUUGGUGGUGGGCAAAGUUUGUACCCCCCACCAUACAAAUCACUGUAAAUUUUCUCAAAUUUAUAGCUAUAUAGUUGCUUGCUAAAGAUGCAUCACUUUCAAACUUGGCAAUUUUAAGGAUUUUAAGGUGCCCUUUGCAAUGGUGUUGACAGAUUUUCCCUAACUGCUCCAAGUCAAAUGUUUAAAAAACCGUAGAAGAGUCUAUUGGACUCUUUAAACCUUUCACUACUAGACCAAGUUAUAGUAUGAUGAUUCAGCAAUAGGCCAUUUCCAAGUUGCCGCAACCUCUGUUUCAAGGCGAGGCUAAGUGCAAAGCUAUUGUUAUAAAAAUGACUUUUUAUUAUAAUAUUGUAACAAUAAAAAUCAUUUUCACAAUAAAGGUUUUUCACUUAGCAUUGUUUUGAAUGUGAACUCAGAAGUGGCCUGUUCAAGUGAAACCUUUGUGGCAGACCUUUUUCAUGCUGUUAUUACUUUCUUGGGAUUUCACAUUUUUGUCAUUUUUGUUUUUUGUAUUGACUAAUGUUAUGAAUGUAGAAGUCAAUAACAGAAAUGUGAACUUUUAACAACAUCACUCACUAAGCAUUCUGAUGUCCAAUAAUAUUAAUAUUCCACGACUUUGUAUCCAUAUCAAAUGCAUUUAUCCUGUUGUAGAACACUUGAACACCAUACUUAUCAGGGUAGGCAAGGGGUGGGGAGUGGCAGUAAUGAAUGUUCUAUAAAUGAGAAGGGUUAGGAGAAUUUCAACAUGUAUCAGCCCUCUGCCCUUUUUAACCAAUGAGCAGUCUACAGAAAACAUAAGUCAACAAGCAGCAAAAUGAAUUAAAUGCAUGUGAGCAUUGUCAUGUGAUGAAUUGUAUAUCGGUCUUGAAAGCUAUCCUUUAUUAGCACUGAGAUGCAUUAGAAAAUGCCAGAUGAUUUGUUAGGCACUGUUUCUACAAAAAAUUAUUCAUGAAUAUUAUAAAAUGACAGUGAAGCAAGGUUAAACACACCCCCUAGGAUUCCGUUAUUUAGUGAAUGAAUGUUGAGCCCAUUAGAAGUUAGUGGUAGAUUUCAGAUUCAUCUCUGCAUUCCUGCAUGUGUAAUGAGCAGUGAAUUCACAGAUGAAGUACUUACAGGAAUGAAAUUUCUGCUAGCUCAGUUUUUUUUAAUUUUAUACAAAUAUUUUCUUGACCAUUAUUAGAUGGUGAAGGUGCAGGAACAAGUAACUUUCUCACAUACUUCUGUGGAUCUAAACAACACCCUUGUUCUUCAGAUGUGGACUUUGAUUCAAGGUAAGAAUGUAUGAUGGUUAAUAACUGGUUACACUCAAGCCUCCCUUAUUACUAAGAAGCCACCUAAAUAAUGAUACCAACAUUAGGUUGUUGUUCAAAAGACUGUAAUCCAUGCAUUCUAAGUUACAAUAUAACCAGUGUCAUGUUUUCAAUGAAAGUGCCUUGAAUACCCUGAGUAUAUAGAAUGCCGCAAUGUAAGAACAACAGUCAUUGUCUUACUAGUAGUUGUGUGACAUUGCAUUAUCCAAUUUGGUGUUCUUCCAGAUAUGAUUUAUAUCACAAACUCUCAAUAACUGAAGGAGUUUGUGGAAUAUCAUGCAACCGUAAUUCAAAUAAUCUCCUUGUUUAAAAAAAAAAUGCAGGAAAAAAUUGCAACCCUAUUUGGCUCGAUUAGAUUAAUAAGGUAGAGCACUGUGUUAUAAAUAAAAUAAAAUAAAAAUAAUUUUAUUAUCCUCGCCCCUUAUGGGGCUUUUCAAGGUAAUGAUACAAACAAUAACAUGGUUAAGAAUCCCAACUGGUAGGAGGUGAACCAGUUGGCUAUUUUACAGCGGUGGUCAAGGAUUUGAACUCAGGACCGCCAAGAACGAAUCCAGCUAGCAGUCAGUGAGGGACUUGAACUUGGGGUCCCCGAAUUACAAGUCCAGCUCUCUAACCGUUUACCUCUCAGCCUCCUUAAAGUAACUCAUUAUCAUGUCAUUUAGUUAUUUUAUCUGCAGUUCAAAUGAGUUGAAAAACUGACUUAAACAACCAUUCAUAUUAAAACAGAUACCAGGACACAGAAGAAGAGGAAGAUAUCGAUGGUGAGGGUGACAUAGACAGCAUUAUGGAGAUAGUCAAGGUAAAAAUCACUUUUACACUGCAAACAUAAAUUACAAAGCCGUGAACAAAAUUAGUUAUUAAAAUGUUAAAAGAAGAUACAGAUCUGUGGGUAUUUAAGUUUAUUGACAUUUUUUCUUAUCAGAAUCGGAGAAAGAAAGGCAAACAUGUUCCAGAGGAAUUUAGAGAGGAAACUGUAAGUGUGAUAAAAGUUUGUAAUAUUAAGUCUGACAUUAGCUCUUAAUGUAUAUUGGUUACAGGGUGCAAAGAAAGUCAGUUUUACAGCCUACCAUUCGGGCAAGCUGUAGCUAGCAUAUACUAGCCCACAAGUCAUUUCAACUAGCCCCAAAACCCUUUUUGAUUGAUUACAAUCCUUCUGUAAUUUGAAUUUCCACAAAAAACAGCACUUGCCCAUCAGGCAAGUUACGAACAGGAUUCACUAGCCUGGUAGCAAAAUCCACUUGCCCCAGGCUAUCGGACACCACUUUCUUGGCAUGCUGUGGGUAAGAGUGUCCUUUUCUCUGUUCUUAUGAUGUAAAAUUUAUUGUUUUCGUUCUAGUUGAUGGUGUUAAAGACCAAAUUAAACCAACACAAGGAAGAUAUGAAAAGAGACUCCUCCAAAAAGGUGUGGAUACUGUUUAGGUUUUGAAUUCUUGUAGAUUUUCAGUAAAUGGCCUCUCACUUACCCAUUCCUUGCCAUAUUACUGAUUGUUACUAUUUUUUUCUAAAAAUAAUCAUUUUAGCAAGCAAGCAAGAAAGGAAAAACUCCUGUUCCUGUAGCAAAGGUUGGUAUUACCUGCUGUGUGUAGUAUGUCAGAGUGUAGUAGUAUGAGUGGGAUUCUUGUCAUGUGACAAGUAUUGCUUUGAAAUUGUUGUUGACAAAUCCUGUAGACGCUAGGGCACAAACAUUUUUUCAUAAAAGUUUUAAUUCAUAACUCCACUUGCUUACAACCCUCUUACUCUAUCAAGAGAAGGCAUAUGAACCUAUGCUUGGGGUGGAAGGGUGGGGGUAUUGUCUUGUAAUAUCCAAAAAGGCUGUUAGUUUCAGGAGUCUUCCUGUGCAUAAAUACCAGUUCUCAAAGGACACUUAAGGCAAAGGGGAAUAUUGUUCCUGAGAAAUGCCUCUCAGCUGGGACAUGUUGUACUUCUGUUAGUGAAUAGGAAGUUGUAAGUAAUUAUAGUACUUGCUAAAUAUAUCUCAAAUGGUUACUUUGCACCACCGGUCAUGGAAUUCUUAUUGAAACAAACAAUUUCUUUUCAAAGCCAAAACCUAAAAGCAAGAAACAGUUGCAAGCUGAACAGAGACGAAGAGAAAAGGUGGGUUCUUCUUAUAAUAAGAGCGAUAAUAAUAAAGUUCACUGGCCCAGUAGGCAAGGGUCCUGGCAAGUUAUCGUCUAAUAAAAUCAUUAAUUAAGACGAGGGAGGUGGCCUUAGGCAAGCAAAAUAUGAGAGCUGCUUGCCGAAAUGACAAGCUGGAAUUCAAGCUUUUUUCAAGCGCUGCAGCCUCCAAAUAAGGCAAAUCCCACGGAUUCCAAAAGUCCCAUUGGGACCCUCUUUACAAGCAUUGCCGAGGAUUUGAACUGAGGACCAUGAAGAAACAAAUCCAGUUAGUACUCAGGCGAGGGCGACCCUAUUGUUUUUUGCCUACUCUAUAAUUUUUACAGAGGCAACUACUUAAUGAUGAUUGGUACUGUGGGAGCGUAAAGAAUUAGUGCGCAGAUUGGGUUACGACAUCUUUGUUUAAAAUGAAGACUUUUUGUGGCUAAUGACUAACUGUGCAUUUUAGGAAAUGGAGAAGAUUGCAAUGGAAUUGGAAGAGAAAAGAAAAGAAGAGGAGGAAAAGGAAAAACAAAGGAAACAGGUGCUAUUUUAGACUUAAUUAGUUGUUUCUGAAGAAAACUAAAAAUGAUAGAUAUGUAGUAAUGUUGUACUUGAAGUUCAGGGUGCAAAGAAAGUCAGUUUUACAGCCUUCCAUUUGGCAAGCUGUAGCUAGCAUAUACUAGUCUACAAGUCAUUUCAACUAACCCCCAAACCAUUUUUGAUUAGCAGGAUUGAUUACAAUCCUUCUGUAAUUUGAAUUUCCCCCAAGAACAGCACUUGCCUGUCAGGCAAGUUAAGAACAAAAAUAACUAGUCCUAUAGCAAAAUCUACUAUCUUUGCACGCUGUUGAAGGAUGAUUCCUGUGCAACUAUUCCUGUGACAUCUAUCUCACUUUUCUCAAAAAAACAUCGUCUAGCAGAAUCUGUCCUGUCCUCGACCUACAUGGACAAGUCCAAGGUGUCAAAUUGGAUGUGUUGAACAGUCUAAAGUUUCAAAUUUCCUAUUCCUUUCCAGCUGGAAGUUGAGAAACAGAAGCGGUUAGAAGAGGAAAGAAUAAGAGCUCAGAAUGAAGAAAGAAAGAGACGUGAAAAGUAAGACUUUCCUUUUUGGUUGUUUUUAUUGUUAGGUUGUUGUCAUUGUUGCUGAAGAGGUAAGAACUUCAGGGACCAUAACGUACACUGUUUUUGCCCACGGGUAUUGGUAGGGGAUAUUUGCCGUGUAGUUAGACUUUUUAAUUGUAGGUGAUAUUUUCUUGAAAAAGGUUUACAGGGGCCUCCCUUUAGGUUAAUGGGUCUUAUAGACACGGUACCUGUUGAAUGGAGAAAACUUGUCCCCUCCUUCUCUCUGUUUUUUUUUUCUGUUAUUUAUUUAUUUAUCUGUCCAUUUAUUUAUUUAUUUUUUUAUUUCUGGUGUCAUGUAUAAGUCUUGAUUUAAUUUACAGGAGAAAGUGUAGUGUAGCUCUUAUUUUUUUUUUGUAAAGUUGUAACAUUCAAGUCUCAGGCCGUAAAGGUUAAUGUAAUGUUGUAGAGUUGUUAAUAAAAUUAUUUUGUUGCAAAAUUAGUUAUACCAUAGGGAAACAUUAUUUCCCAAAUGUGAUAAUAGCAUCAAUGUUCUAUGUUGUAGCCUAGCCGUUUCUCCAGGGUAAGAGGGAAUCUACUUGUAUUGACCGCUACACAUACCUAUAAUUUACCCGUACCUGUGCAUGGAAACAGUGUAUCUUAAGGUCUCUAUUAGCAGUGGCGUCUUAUGUGUUGAUGCUGCUUCAAAAAAUUUUUUUUUAUAUUUUUCAACAGUUAUCAGUGAUUUUUGUAAUGGUUAAAAAAUCACAACAUGCUGAUUUACAAUGCAAUUCCUACUUGACCAGUGAUUUGCUAAUUUUCAGGGAACAAAGAGAGCGUGAAAAACAGCAAAAGCUUGAGCAGGAAAGAGAGGAGAAAAGAAGACGUCAGCAGGAAGAAGAAAAAAAGCGGAAAGAAGAGGAAGAGAAAAGAAGGAAAGCUGAAAAAGAGAAGGCUGCUAAAAAGGUAAAGCUAUUAUUAAUCAAAGAUUGGGAGUGGAUUCAACUGCCCCCGGUUCCUGAAAGGCCGAUUAGCGCUAAUCCAGGAAUAAAAAUUUUGUUCUAUUUUUGUAUUUACCUUCCUUAGAAUAAAAUUCUAUGUCAUCAUCAAUGAAUCUUGUAGUAAAGACAUAAAAGUAUUUUGUAAGCUCGAGUAACGUGUUCUUAGAUCUACAAGAAAACCUUGCAUAAAAUUUGGCUUAGUGCUGGGUUAAACUUAACCAUCUUUUGAGGAACUGCGCCUUGAUUUUUAACCCAAUGGCAUUUUAGUGAUGAUGUCAUAUGCCCUUGCAAAAUCUGUGAAAAUACCAGCUAAUGUGUUGCAAGAUCUUUUCAAUCAACACCAUGUCAUACAAUCUCACACCAACCUGUAUCAGGAGUGCAUUCUACCCCGUCAAAAUCAAUAUUUCUCAGUUUAUUUAUUUCAAUAAUUAUAGGUUAUGAAGGUGACUUGCAAACUAAAGCGGCAUCUGUGUGUUUUUGUUAACAUCUUAAUAAGGUGCUUGUAUACAUCUAGGUCCAAAGGAAAACAGAGCUUUCAUUUUAAUUUAGACUUUCGAUGUUUCGUUUGUAGCAUUGUACUCUAAAGUGAUCUCAAGGAUAAAUAGUUGUUACUUGGGUUGUAGGACAAAAUUAAUGCAUGUUACAUGUAAACCUUUGUAUUCAAGGUUUGGUGAACAUUGUCUCUCAUUCUUAAAUUUUGUUAUUAUUUUCUUAUAGGCUGCUCAACAGGCGGCAAAAGGUAAACGUCAUUUUUCAUUGAAUACUUCACAUAUUUUUGCAGUCAAGCCUGGUCAAGCGUACCCCCAAGAUUUUAUUUGAAAGUUAGUUGUUGCUGAGAACCAGUAUCAAAUGAAAAACUGCAUUUCUGUGGGCAUAAUGAGCAAUAAAUUUUUUGCGAUAACUCCUUUGUAUUCGGUCAGAUUGAAAUAUCUAUGAAUGGACAAAAUUGCGUUGAAGACAUUUGCAUCCAAUUCAAGAAAACUGAGGUGUUAAUUCACUGCUUAUUUCACAUGCAGGAAUGCAAAGAUGAAUCUGAGAUCCCCAACUACCAAUGGAUUUAUCCUUUGAAUUAUAAAUUUAUGAAUGAAAUCUUGGGGGUGGGAUGGAAGGGUAUGCUUGACCUGGCUUGACUGUAAAUAACAUCAUGCGUUUUCUCUUCUUAAGUUAUGUCCCAUUUUGCAUCUAAUAGUCUAAAUUUGUUUGUUUGUUUAUUUAGAAAAAGAGGAAAAGGAAAAACUGGCAAACAAAACUCAGGUAAGUAGUAAUUAAACAGUGUUCAUUGUUUUAUAACCGUUUCACUCCCACAUCAUGUAAUAGUGGCCAAUGAAAAAACAAACUAACAACCACGUGGAAUUCCUGUUUGUUAAGUCGUUAGUAGCAAAUACAGAGGAACCUUGAUAUAACAAAGGGCCAAGGGACUGCAAAAAUAUGUUUGCUAUAGCAAGAUUUCAUCACAUUGAGGUUCUUUUCCAUACAUUUUACUAUUACUGGGGCAGAGAUAAAUCAUUUGUUAUACUGAGGACUUCGUGAUAUAGCAUUUUGUUAUGUCGAGGCUCCAUCGUAGUACUAUGCAAAAGUUCUACCAGAAAAGUUCAGCUGGGUGUUAACACCAUAGCAUUUCAACCACAGAGAUCUCACCACGAGAGGAUCUGUAAGAUUGUAGUGGUUAGAUACCUUUUGGUGAUCUGUCACCAAUUAAUAAUUAUUUUCAAAAUGUGCAUUGCAAUUCCUUAAGUCUUGAUUUAAUAUUUGGAGGCAGCAUGGCCGAGUGGUUAGAGUGCUGGACUUGUAAUCCGAAAGCCCAGAGCUCAAGUCCUGCUCUGACUGCUAACCAGAUUUGUUCUUGGUAGUCCUGAGUUCAAAUCCUUGGCCACGCUUUAAUUAUCCUCUCCCCUUAGGGGGCUUUUCAGGGAUAAUGAACCAAUUAUUAAAAUGGAACACAAUAUGGCUAAGAAUCCCAACUGGCCGGAGGCAGACGAGUUGGCUAUUUACAAGCGUGGCCAAGGAUUUAAACUCGGGACUACUGAGAACAACUCCAGCUUGUGGUCAGGGUAGGACUUGAACUUGAGGUCUCCGAAUUGCAAGUCCAGCGCUCUAACGGCUCGGCCAUGCUGCCUCCAGUUGGCUUGUAAAUAGCCAACUGGUUCUCCUACCAGUUGGGGUUCUUAAACAUAUUAUGUUCUAUUUGAUUUAUUGUUUCAUUAUCACUGAAAAGCCCCAUAAGGGGAGUGGAUAACUAGGUAUUUCAGCUUGUAAAGAAAGUGGUGUCCAAUAGCCCGGGGCUAGUAGAUUUUGCUAUCGGGCUAGUGAAUUCUGUUUUUAACUUGCCCGAUGGGCAAGUGAUCUUUUUCGAGGAAUAACUACUUCGAAUAACUCAAGAACUAUGAGAUCAAUUCUGCUCUUCAAAAGGCUUUUGGGGCUAGUUGAACUGAUGUCUGGGCUAGUAAAUGUUAGCUUCAGCUUGUCCGAAUGACAAGCUGUAAAAAUGAUUUUCUUUACACCCUGGUAUUUAUUAUUUAUUAUUAUUAUUAAUAUUGUGGCUAGGAAGUAAAAGAACUGAGUCAUUUUGUAGUUGUUUACAAUUUAAUUUCAUCAAACUGUAAAAAGAGCAAGACAUGAAAGAACUAACAUUUGCACCCAUUGCUUUGCCCGUAGAACAUGAAAAGGCAACAACAACAACAGCGUACUGAUCAACAGCAGUAUCCAAGGGAAAUACCACCACGAUUUCAAAAGAGGAUGAAGCAGAAAGAACAACAACAGCAGCAACAACAAACUCAGUAUCAACAACAGAUUCCACAGCAAACACUUCAACAACCAUUAAAGGUUCAACCAAAGCCACAACCCACAGGUGAUAUUAGUUAUAACUUUUAUUGGUUAUGUAAUAUAAUUAGCCAAUACUAAAAGCGAAGCUCUCCUUAACAUACCUAUAGUUAACUCAAACAAAAAAUAAAAUAGUGUGAUGCUAAACAGGGACAGCAACGAGAACAGCAAAAAAUCAAUAGAAUUAGCGCAAAACAACUUUGCACAUGCAGCACUCUUUGCUAAUAGGGGAAAUAUUGUAUGAGUCCCUGUUUGCUUUUUUUUUUUUUCACUACCACCCUUUUUCACCUUGGUGGCCUCUAGAUUUCUCAUUUUCUCACCUCCUCUAUAAAAUAUACGUGUUUUUCUUUCAACGCAAUUUGUCUCUUUUGUUUUUUAUCUCUCGCUCUAGCUAUUUCUUUUUUUCUCCACCCCACUGUAGACAAUAAAAUAUAGUCAAAAAGACUUGCCUUUGUUGUUGUUGUUGUUUUUUCUCUUGAAAAGUUCAGGUGGCCAUGUGAUUUACUGCCAAAACAUGCAAAUUUCACCCCAGCUUACAUGAAGGGGUACAAAAGUAUGGACAGACAAUUCUGUCAGAAUCAAAAUCUCUUGGAUGAAUAGAUAACCAAAUUUUCAAACCCAAGGUGCUCCCCUAUGACUGUAUUAAAUAAUUAAUAUAAAUGUAAAAAGGUAGUGUUCAGCAAUUACAAAUAGAACCAAUAGCCCUUUGAGCUAUACAUUUGUUCUCAAAAAUUGUAGACAAAAAUGCCAGAGGGGAAAAAACUUUUAAACUAGUGGACCAUAAAAGCAUGAUAAACCCAUAAACUCCUUUAGGGUAUUCUUUAUGAGAAAGUGUACUUUGUGUACUUUUUAGGAUCAAAAAUUUGCAGUAGUAUCAAUUGACAGAUUAUACAACAGUUUCUGGUUCAAUUUUAUUUUGGUGAAGAAUUUCCCAAUAUGGAGGCAGAAGCUUGUUUAAUUUGAAUGUUUAGAUUCUUAAAAGGUGCCAUUACUGGGUCAGAUGACAACAGUUUUGCUUGCUCGAGUUCCCCCUUCUUUUGAGGCACUCGCUCUUUGCUUUAAGGUCUGUUUUAUUGUUCUAUUUGUGGCUGUUGUUGUUAUUCAAGGAAGUAAUGCUUAAGGUUAGGUAUUUUGACACUAAAAACUGAAAACCACUUGACAUGUGAAAGAAUGAGAAACUGAACUUAUUUGCUCAUCUUUGUUAGUUGGCAAGAAGAAAGAUCCAAAUCGUUUUGCAUCAAAAGAGUAUGCUGACAUUAUUGAACCAAUGGAUGACGCAGGAUGGACACAAGCAGCUCCAGUCAAAGGAUCAGGCUGGGGCAAUUCACUGGACAAUUGGGAUGAUACUGACAAAUGGGGUGCAGAGGACAGACACUGGGGCAAUAAGGAAGGGACAUGGGAUAAACUUAUUGUUGAUGAAGGAGACAAAGAGACUUGGCCCACUGUUGGAUCAAAGGGCAUUAUAGGUGACAAAUUAAAGACUAGCACUAGUGACGCUGGCUCCGAAAAGGGCCAGUACUCUGCAGACUCUUCUCCGAAAACUUCUGUUUCCUCUAUGUCUGUUGCUAUUAAGUCAGAAAAUUCAGGUACUGCUCAAGGAAAUACUGGUAACAAUGGGGACAAAAAGUCACUGUCUUCUAGUAACUGGACUGGGGUGUAUCCGACCCCAUCUGAAAACUGGGACGUCAUUGAUGAGUCUGUUGAUCAGGCUAUUGAUGCUGCUGAAUCGGUAGGAACUAAAGACAAUGCGGGUCUCACUGCAGGCUGGGGUGGAGUGGCAAAGGGUGGGCUAGGAGGGUUGAUAGGGACUUCAAACUGGGAAACUGGUUUAAAUACUAAGGACCCACCACCACCUGUGCAAAAUAGUGAAUCGGCAAAGAAUGCAAGUGUGAACAGUCCCUCUGUAUCUGAGGCUUCAGGGUGGAGCAAGACACCUGGAAAAGGUGUUAAAACUAAAAUGCCAACAACAUCAACAGUCGGGACUGGUAAUGUGACUACUUCAUGGGGUGGAACCCCUGCUGAGACAGACACCAAAUGGACUGAACCCAAUUCAACAUCGGAAGGAGUUGCAAAUGCUAAGGAUACUAAACCACCAAAACUGGAUGCUAAUUCUGUUUCUAAAUCUGAUACGGACAGCAAAAUGGAAAAAGACAUCUUGUCAACGUCUGGCGCUAAAAUGACUGCAACUGGUUGGGGCGAUGUACCCACAACCAGUACAUCUAGCUGGGGAGCUUCUGGUGUGGAUAUUACUGGUACAUCUUGUUGGGACAGUGUGGCGCAAAAAUCUGAUUCGUCUUCUACUAACAGCAAAGUUUCACAGUGGUUAGAAACCACAGGAGUUUCGUUUACUGAAUUAGAAUGGGGACAAGAAAGUAUGGAACAUGAAGAAGGAUCUGAGGGUUCAUUAGAUGGGUGGACAACUGCUUCUUCUAAAAGAAAUAGGGUGAGAACUCAAGAGUAUCUUUUGCUUUAUUAUGUUCUUACAUGUGACUACAGAAGAUAAAUAGUGUCGGAAGUAACUUGAAAAGCACACAAUACUGACCACUAGUUGAGUCUACUUGCAUGUGUAUGACUUAAUGAUAGGGAGCUCAAGCAAAGACCUUUUUGAGCCACAAAGGUCAACCAGAAGUUAGGCAGGUUGCCAAGAAAGUCAGUUUUAUAGCUUGCCAUUUGGGCCAGCUGUAGCUGGCGUGUACUAGCUCAAAAGUCAUUUCAACUAGCCCCCCACCCCCUUCAAAAAAUAAUUGAUGACAAUGAUUACAAUUCUUCUAUAAAUUGAAUUCUCCAAAAAACUUCACUUGCCCAUUGUGCAGGAUUCACUAGCACAAGAGCAGCAUCCACUAGCCCCAGGCUAUCAAAAACUACUUUCUUUGCACUCUGGUUAGGCGGUUUGCCUUUUAAUAUGCCUUGACACUACCAAAUUGCCUGAAUAUGUGGGCAUAAUCAUUGUUCAAGAAUGCAAGAAGGCCAUAUCCUGUUGACAUGAAAUAGCAUCGCUCAAAUGCGUCUCUGCUUGAGCUCGCUAGUGACUCCUUUGCACUCACAAAUUGGAGCUCAGUCAUUAUUGGUUAACAGACUUUACGACCUACAGCUUUGGGCUCUGAGUUGAUGUAAGUCAUGAUAAGGUCAGACAACUGUUUACAAGUCAUCAUCAGCAUCAAUGACAGUAGGGUGUUCUGUUACCAUGCAUUAACUAACUGCCUCACUUAAGUGGAAGGUGGGUGCCUGGGAUAUCCAGGGGCUUCCACUGUGGCCAGCCAGCCCCUAGAUAGAAUACUGCCCCCAUAGCUGGCAAAUUCCCGCAACCCAGCGAUGAGCCCCCAUUCCAGGCACCUGUCACACUGAUGAAACAGUGGAAGGAAGAAAAAUAAGGGAUGGGAAGGGGGGGAAGACACUUAAUGAACCGCCCUACAGACCACUGUACAAACGCUCAAUGAAGAACUCACAGAUCCUAGCAGUGUACAAAGCUACCACAUACCAUGUGAGCCUGCACUUAUGGGAUUGACCGCUGGAUGCCCCCUAAGCUUGUGGGCUGCUUGACCACUAAGCUUGUGGACUGCUUGACUGCUAAACUUGUGGACCGCUUGACCGCUAAGCUUGUGAACUGCUUGACUGCUAAUCUUGUGGACUACUUGACCGCUAAGCUGGUAGUGGUUAAUUUAGUUAACCAAAUUUAAUCCAGGCCCUAGAGUUUCAAAAGGUGGGUAACAUCCAGUGGAUGAAUCACUAUCCCGAAAUGGGUGGCACAAUAUUGAUUUUGCUAAUCCUUAUCAGGGGCCAGUUGCUUGAAGCCUGGUAAGCGCUAACCGUUGGUUAAGAGGUAUCAAAAUGUAUAGGUUUCCAUGGUAUUUAACACUGGUUAGCACUAACCAUGCUUCGAGCAACCCGGGCCUGCUGGAUAGUGAUAUAUCUAGUGGAUGGCGCUAUCAAACGCUUGAACAACAGGGCCAGGAUUCUUAGAUUGUUAGUUGAAAAGAAAAGUGAGUUAAUUUUGAUUGAAUUAUUAGGAGUCCUAGAGAAGGUGUGCUUGAUUUCUAGUUUAUUACCUCCUCUUUCUAAUACAGCUAGAAAUUGUUAGUGUUACUAUAGCACUAUACCAAGGUAUGAACAGGAUACACGUACCAGGAAGAUCAAGAGUGUAAAAACCUUGUGUUUAUUGAGGGAAAGCAGUGCCCCUGUCGGUGUUCUCUUGACAAAUUUUCCUAUUAGCUUUCUUUGCUAGGUGUGAGGCACAAGGUGUUGGCAUAACAUUGUCCCUCAAAAUGCACAAGCGUCUCAUGUCUCUUUAGUUGCUCACCAUUUUCACAUUCUAUAAACCUUCUUUUUAACAUGUUCUCGACCAUUGAAAGAAUACAGUCAACUCUUUCUAAGUCGGACACCUUUGGGGCUGGCACUAAGUGUCCAUCUAAGAGAGAUGUCUGUCUCAUAGAGAGUCAAAUAAAAGGAGUAAAGAAAGGCAGGGACCAACUCUAGGUGUCCGUCUUAUAGAGGUGUCCAUUAAGAGAGAGUUGACUGUACAGCUGUUAUUCAGUCUAGAUGACAUAGUCGUGGAGGGCAGAUAUUUUGCCAGUUUCACUAAUCACUUGUUGCUUUUAGGCUCCUAAACCUGCUAAUGAUUCAAAUGCAUGGAUGAACAGAUCUCUUAAACAACUGCUAGACAUGGGCUUCAAGGUGAGACAAUGUUCACUGCAUUCCUACUGUGACUUUUGUGAGUGGUCCAGAAUUGGCUAUGGCUGCUUAGAAUGUAGAAGUGUACUGUUACUUGACUUGUAGUAGAAAUACCAUAGAUACUGUUCACCUGUAUACUUUCAGAGUUAUGCAUACCGCACUCCUCACUUUACUAUCACCAAACACUGUUAAAACUAGCAUGAAAUGUCUGUUUUACAAAGGUGUCUUGUACGCAGUCAAAGAAAGGGGCUAAACAGGAAAUUAAAGUAGAACUAUAAAUAAUUGAUGGCACUGAGGUCAAGCCGAUAGAACUAACUCUAGCAUACAUACUCUGUUUUUGACUGGCAAAUGCACAUUAAAGCGAGGGGAUAGGGCUAUUAGAUUAGUUCGCUUUCUGUAAGAAUGAGUUAGCUUGUUACACUGCCGCCAUUGCACAAUCCUUUGAAACGUAUGGUAGUCUCUGAUCUUUAUGGCUAAUUGUUAUGUUUUAAUACUGUCAUGUUCAGCAAGUGGAUGCAGAAAAGGCCCUCAAGGCUAAUCAUAUGAAUAUUGAAAGUGCAAUAGGUAAGUGAAAUCAUGUUUUUUUUUUCAUGUGUGAGACAUUGCCACUGUAAAUGUUGAAGAGGUGUCAUUUCUUUUUUCCUUUUGGGGAGUUUUAAUGUAUUGGGCGAGUACCCCGUUGCGGCCCAGUUGUACCGUAAUAACUUGCUAGAUUUAAGAAAGGAUAAAUUGUGUUAUUGUUUACUCUUUCUUCAAAAAGCUGUGGAAGCCUUUCUUCUUUAGCUAUCAUGAGAGGCACUCUAUAAGCCAAGCGAGGGAAAUUUGGCUUUUUGCGCAAAGCACGAGACUAUUGCCCAGUUUGCCUCACUUGAUUCAAAGCACCUGUCAUGCAGGCUAGGUCUUCUUAUACUUCAUCACGUGUAAUCAACGACCAAGUAGCUGAUUAUCUGUUGAUGCGUUUGUAGGGUACUUGCUGGCUAUGAACAUCAAUGAAAACACAGAACAGUUAUCUGGAGUCCCUGCGGAACCUGAUCCAGCGGAAGCAGCAAGAAUCCAACAGCAACAGCAGCAGAGUCAGAGCAAACUUAACCGGAAACAACGUAGAAAGCUUCAACAACAGCAGCAAGCUGAGCAACAAAGUCUUGCAACUAAUAAACCUGAUCUAAAACAGACACCAUCUGAACUCUUAGCUUCUAAUUCAGUGACUCAAACAAAUGAAACACUUGUUAAACCUAGUACUGAGCCGCAGAGUAAAGCGCAGGACACAGUGGUAUCGAGAACUGAAGACACACAGGGUGAUUCAAACAGUAAACUCGCUGCCCCAACAACAAAAAGUGAUAAACCUGCUCAGUCUGGAGGAGGAGCAUCAAAGCCGGUUAAUGGACAAGCGCAGUUGCCAGGUAACGGAAAAAGAGCAGGCCCACCAUUAAUACCUCCUGCGCCUGGCCCAGGAGUACAGGGACCUUUAAGGCCUCCUCUGGCCCAUCCACUACUUCACCCUCAGCUUGUUCAACAGCUUCACCUGCAGCAGCAGUUACGGAUUGCCCAGGGAGGGCUGCUUCAACCUCCGGUCACUCCACAACAGUUUGCUAUGCUGCAACAAAUUGCUCAGCUUCAGCUUGUGCAGCAGAGACUAGCUGCUCAAUCUGUUGCUCAGCAACACUUGGGACAAAAACAGCAGGUGGUGCCUCAACAGCAGCUCUAUCAACAACAGCAGCAGAUUGCGCUCAUGAUUGCUCAGAUGCAGCAAGUUUUACAGCAACAGCCUGGUUUGGCUGGCCGGCUCCCUGCAUUACAGUUUGCUGCAGUGCCUCAGCAGCAGUCUAUAACUCAACAACAGCAACAGCCUUCUCCAACUAAUCAGCAGAAAGGUAACAAACCUGUAACAAAUGACAAGCCAUCUAGCGAGUCUUCACAGACUAAAACUACUGAAACUGUUAAAUCUCAAUCAAAGGAAUCUCUUAAUGUCACCCCUGUAACAGCGGAAGAACAGCCAAAACAGCCUUCUCCCGUCACACAAUCUCGACUUACCCAAUGGAAGCAGCCAGUACUGCAGGAUUCUGCUCCAGUCACUCAACCAUCAGUCUCCAGCAGUACACCGACAUCAGUGGACUCCAAACCUCCAACAGACUCCAGCUCCUCACUGUCUCCUUCGGUACUAUCUAGUGUUGUUUCCGCACCCACAAUUUCAACUAGUGACACAGCUGAUCAUUCAGCACCCAACAGCAACAAUGUAUCGCCACGCACCAGAAUUUCCGAUCCAGUUUCCAGUAGGUGGGGUGUUGAUGCAGGCCCCAAGCUGUCAGCAGAUCCGCCGGAGUUCAAACCUGGUGUGCCAUGGCGCCCUGCGCCUAAAAACGACAAAAGGGAGGAUGGAAGAGAAGGCCUUCCUGUCGCCACUAUGGAGGCCUCGGGUCGCUCGUCUUCCACUAGUAGUGAUUCUCAAUCAGAUAGCUGGCCGACUCCAGGAACUCAAACUAUCAGUGCUCCAAGCAGUGUUUCUCCUACAAGUAGUGUAAAGACUGCUAAUGAAGUGAACACUACAGCUAAUUCCAACUUUCCGUCUAUGCCAAUCAACAGCAACACAUUUGAGUCUAGCCAGGUUGACUUCAGUCUCAAUUCAACAUCCUGGCAAGCGCCAGACAAUAAAACCCCACUGCCACCCCCUCAAGGGGCAAACAAACAAGGGUCGAGUGUGGCAUCCUUGUUACGACCACCCCCUGGGCUGGGAAAUGACGCUGCCCUUCCUGAGUCACCUCUCUUUGAUGAAGAACCACCUCCUUGGCUGAAAACUUUAAUAGACUCUGGCUUUGGCGACAAAGCCCAGCCGGAAUUUCAGUUUAGUCGUUUUGGCUUUGCCAAUAACUCUGCGCCGUGGAGUCCCCGAGAUGCAGUUUCACAACCGUUUAGUCCGCUGACACCUAACCCUCAGCCUUGGGCUGCUGUUGGAGGGCCAGCCCCUCCGUCAUCUGCAGGAUCAGCUAUUUCCAUGCCAAACAUUGACAAUGUCAGAAGUGGAAGCAUAGACUCUCCUGCAGAGCCACCAAACCUGCAGAACUCUGGCAUGAUUUGGUCCACCAAUCAACCCAUUCCCAGUGCGGAGGAAAAGCUUUCAGGCAGCCGGCCCUUGACACAACUACCUCCGGUUUCCGCAGCGAGUGGUGUAGCUCCUUCUAGAAGCACUGCUAAUUCCAUGUCCACAUGGUUGGUGCUUCGAAACCUCUCACCAAGGGUAAGUUGUAAAUCGCAAUCUUAGAUUCUACGCUCACCGUCUUGGGCCCUUUUUAGCCUGCGGGCAAGCUCUCCUAUUAACACUCAUAGCAAGUGCAAGAUCUUGAAACUUUGCACAUAUGUCUGUUUAGAAUGGCCGUUGAGACGUAUAGUCCAUCUUCAAAAUCCGUCAAAAUUGACGGAUGAACAGAUGGAUAAAGUCAGGCGGAUUGUUCAUAAAAAAUUAAAACCGUUCCGUUUUCAAAUUAAGUUGUAUUAUCUGUUUGGCCCUAAUUAUCCGUCGGAAACCCGUCUCUAGUGUGAAAAUGGCCAACGUAGGAAUUACAUAUCCUUUGUAGACAAACGAUGCUAUUUUAACGGUUGAUACCAUCAUUAGUAACCGGGCGCAAAUUCAAUGUAGAUGUAAUAUAUGCUCUGGACUAAGUUACAGCAAGGCAAAACAUGCACUUUGAUUCAAGGUUGUCUAUUUUCUUUUAAGUGUCUUAAAAUUGACAUUGCUUGUUGAUGAAGAGAAAAAUUACACCAUACGAUUGGACAUCGCUGUUGUAAAGAAAAAAUGGGGGAAUUGAUAACUAAAAAAUACGGAAACGUUGCUCAACUCGACUGUCUACUGCUUUGAGAAUUCGACGAGGAACCCUUGAAAACGUGGAUGACUUGAAGCAAAUCAGAUUAGCCUCAAGAAGGAUUUUAAGUCGUGGUGCUAUUUUCUAAACUAAUUGAGCUUUUUGUUUGUUUUAGAUGGAUCCCAAAUCUUUGCGCCCCCUGUGCGAGAGACAUGGUCCUCUGCUGACAUUCCAGCUUAACCUGCGCCAUGGUAACAGCCUGAUUCGCUAUGGCAGCAUGGACGAGGCAGCCAAGGCAAGGGCAGCACUCAAUGGUUUGAUGCUGAACGGCAAUCAGGUAGUGGCUGACUUUGCUACUGAUGGUGAUAUCGGCAGCUUCUUUGAACAGACUAUGGAUUGGAGUUCCAACCCGUUCCCCAGCAACACAUACGGGAACCAGUGGUCUUUUCAGAACAUGCUUGGUCCUGGUACAGCCAAUGAAGGCAUUCAGAACGUAUCAAGUGAACAAACAGCCCCUAAAAUCGCCAACCCCGCCCCUGGCAUGCAGUGGGGUGCAGCAGUUGGACCCAUGCCUCCGCAGGCCGUACUUGGUGGUGAACAAUCGAAAGUCACUGCGCCCAUCGGUCAGUGGGGUAGCGUACCACAAGGAAGCGAGCAACCUGGUCCCAAGGCUAGCAACACACAUCCUUCUAUCUCUUGGGGAAAUAACCCAGGAACCGCUGCAGUGCCUUCUUUUUUGUGGAGUUCCGGUCCCUCGCAGCAAAUUCUUGGGGGAAAUUUCUCCCAGCCUCCCAGCAUGUGGUCGUUUCCCGCGGGAAUCCCGCGGGAUGUGGAGCCCCAGUCGGGUUCGGGUGACGGUCUUGUUAGCCCUUCCAUGACAACAUUUCUUCCACCCGGACUUCUAAACGGAGGAAGCGACUCAAUGUGAACAUUUAACAACGAUAAUGAACUAGAAAUCAUUAGUAGCGUCAUCGUAACUUAGUUUUACCGCUUUUUUGUGUAUUUGUUUUGUGUCUUUGUACUAAGUGUGAGUUGGCCCUGAAAACGGGUCCUACGUGUUUCUACCAGUGUUUUAAGUAUUGAUUAAAUCUUCUCAAGAUAUAAAAGCAUGUGUUUCCAU